This is a messenger RNA of Etheostoma cragini (Arkansas darter), 1709 nucleotides long. Its product is annotated as 7-methylguanosine phosphate-specific 5'-nucleotidase-like. The record is from RefSeq and is a predicted model, not a curated record. The transcript is spliced from 10 exons. Gene Ontology annotation, cellular component: cytoplasm. Bases 224 to 1177 code for a protein of 317 amino acids. Gene Ontology annotation, molecular function: magnesium ion binding; 5'-nucleotidase activity. Lineage: Eukaryota; Metazoa; Chordata; Actinopteri; Perciformes; Percidae.
GUUUAUUAUGUUGAAGCGGUUGAAUGCUGCGUGCGCGUCCGACAAACAGAACGUAAACAAAUCAUUCAAGCUGCUAGUGGACUGUAAACUUCAAUGAUUUCAGUAUUAACGCUAUGAUAUAUCUUUGUAGAUACACACAGAUUGUUGUUUAACAGUAUGUAUUUUUAACGGUUGUUCCGAAUAACAGUGAACACUUCGCGGACGCGUCCGUUCUCCGUUUAAAAUGAUAUAUCCUCUUCCCUUGAUCUACACACCGGUGCGGUCCGUCUUGGCAAUCUGGCACCAGCUGACCAAGGCUGAGAUCCCAGAGCUGGCCAAGUGCUCGGUGCUGAUGAGGGAGCGCAGCAGAGUGGAGGAAACAAUCCACGCCAUGCAGCGAGCUGGUGCAGGCAGCCUGCAAGUAAUCUCAGACUUUGAUAUGACGUUGACCAGAUUUGCCCACAAUGGAAAGAGAGUUCCCACCACGCACAACAUCCUGGAUAACCAAUUGUUGAUCGAUGAAGAUUGCACUAAAAAGAUGAGGGAUCUGUUGAACACCUACUAUCCCAUAGAGAUUGAUGCUAGCAGGACUACAGAAGAAAAGCUGCCUCUCAUGGUGGAGUGGUGGACUAAAGUACACGAGCUGCUGAUUCAGCAGAGGAUCAGGAAGGACAUGCUGGCCCAGGCUGUCAGGGAAUCCAGCGCUAUGCUCAGGGACGGCUACAAAGUGUUUUUUGACCGUCUAACGGAGCAGCAGGUCCCUCUGUUGAUCUUCUCGGCUGGCGUUGGCGACGUCUUGGAGGAGGUGAUUCGACAGAACCACGUCUUCCUUCCCAAUGUCCACAUCAUCUCCAACUACAUGGACUUUGACCAGACUGGGGUCCUGAAAGCCUUUAAAGGCCAGCUGAUCCACACCUUCAACAAAAGGGAAGGUGCUCUGUCUCGUGCAGCUGGCCUCAGGGAGCUGCACGGUCGACCCAACGUGCUGCUGCUGGGAGACUCUUUAGGAGACCUGACCAUGGCUGACGGCGUCUCAGAGCAACAGAACAUCCUCACCAUCGGCUACCUCAACGACCAGGUAGACGAGAGAAAAGAGUCGUACAUCAACUCCUUUGACAUCGUACUGGUGAAGGACGAGACGAUGGACAUUCCUAACGCCAUCCUCAGAUACAUAACCUCAUCAAGAGACAGGAAGUAAGAGGCACGGAGGGACAUCAUACACAGAUGGACUUGUUCACUCCAUUCACCAUGCUGCACGUUGGACAAUUGCACAUAAUCACUUACCUCAAAUCCCAACUUGAGACUUUUUAUUAUUACACUCUGUGUUUUUACUGUAUGUCAAAAGCCAUCUUACCAAAAUCGAGAUUUUUAAAGAUCUAAAUUAGGUUUAACAUUUGCAUUAGUAUAGAAGAAUCUGUGAUUUGUGCCAGUAUUGCAACUUCACAGACGAAUAGAGAGCUGGGUAAAACUCUUUUCUUCCUGCUGUUUAACUUGUUUGAGGGAAUCAUCACAGUGUCUUGAUGAAAAAUGUACCGCCAAAAAGGCAACGUACCACCAUAACAGAACUUAUUGCAAGGAUAAUUUAUAUGGUCUUUUUUCAAAUGCAUAAAAGAACAUACAUUGCAGUACCAGCAGCUCUCCCUCUGAAAACAAUUCAGCAACCUUUUAAACAUAUCCAUAUAAAAUAUGACAGGGUAUAUUUCUAAAUGUUCUGUCCUCUUUUCAGUACA